Messenger RNA from Heterotrigona itama, 1229 nucleotides. NCBI's taxonomy places the organism in Eukaryota, Metazoa, Arthropoda, Insecta, Hymenoptera, Apidae. The record is from the annotation of a GenBank genome assembly.
AUGGCCUCUAAAGGUAAUUUUAAAUAUCCUAGACCUAGCCAAUAUAAAUGCAUGGAUUUUAUAUAAACAAACUGCAGGAAGAGGAAUAUCGAGGCAAGUAUUUUUAUUUCAAUUGUAAGAAGAAAUUGCAACGAACAUCAAAAAGAACCAGAAGAUCCAGCAAAAUACAGAUAUAUAAAUAUAAUCACAAAUAUAAAUACAGAUUCGUGUGUACGGCCAGAUAAGGUAUUGCAAAAACAAUAAGACUACCAAAAUCUGUCUAAAAUAUAAGAAAUAUAUAGAAAAUAUGCAAUCGAAAAGUCUGUAAUUUGUAAAAAAUGCGAUGACAAGGAAUAAAAUAUACAUUAUUUAUAAAUAAAAGAAUUAUUUAUAAAUAAAAAAAACUAUAUUUUAUCAUGGAAUUGGCUAUUGUCUGCAUUUCAUAUCAUGAAACAUAUGUUUUAUUUUAACGACUGGUUAAUUGACGGUAGGCACGGUAGGAAUUGCUAUACAUGAAAUGUCUGUACGUUUACUGUUAAACAAAAUUUUGGAGUGUCUUUAUUGUUAAUAAUGGGUUAACCUUUACUUUAAAUAACUUCAAUCAUUCGAUUUGGUGAGGCUUUUGAAUAAUGCUUUUAUGUAAUAUUGAUCUAAAUUUCUUCCGACAAACAAAAUUGUAUCUAACAACUUUUGAACGUUAUUGUAUUGCUACCAAUCUUCACAUACUGUCUUACAAAUAUAUUCCACAAAAAUUUUCGAAAAUCACAUUAUUCCCGCGAUAUUGCUGGCCAACCAAAAGCUCGAAUAUUUCUAGUGUUAAAAAAAUCUUUUACAUUUCUAGCUGUAUAGUCAUUUGUAUUAUCAUGCUGGAAAAUGAAAUUUUCUCCAGUUUUUGUAGAACAAUCCUGAACUUGUUCCUCUAUUAAUGUUUAGUAACUAUUUUUUUUCUAAUUUUCACAAAUUUAAUUUUUGUCUUUUCGUUGUAAGCGCCACCUGCCCAAACCACGGAACCUCCACCAUAUGAACGACGAUUUAAAAAUUUUAAAAUUUUCUGAUCUUAUUAUAGAAGUAGUAUUUGUGGCUAUCAAGACUGUUUAAAUUUAUUUUUUUCUCAUCAGUGAAAAUGAUUUUUCUCCAUUUUGUCUCACAUUGAAAGCGUUUCUACUUGGCGUUGCGUGUGUUGCUAAUAGCAGUUAAAUAGCAAAUUUUUUUCUUUUCAGAUGUUUAAAUCCUUGAAUCAGACUAUUUAA